This is a messenger RNA of Amoebophrya sp. A25, 1197 nucleotides long. Lineage: Eukaryota; Dinophyceae; Syndiniales; Amoebophryaceae. The record is from the annotation of a GenBank genome assembly.
GUUAACUCAAAGAAAAGGGAACGUGGCCGUCAUGCCCUCGUAAGUAGUACGUCACAAGAAAAAGCGGAUCGUUCUCAGUAUUGGUCGAUUUUAUUUUGAUAUAAAAUUGUUUUUCAAGAAAGAAGAAGAACCAACAACAUGAUAAAAAACUUGCGACCACUGCACCAGCGGCCUCUGUACCGCGUCUUCGCGAUUACAGUUUUCUCGGCGUUUUCGUCGUUGACUGAUCAGAGUCUGGUGUUGUCGAAAAUGGCAGCAUCUUCCAGCGCCGCAUGCCCUGGUUUUCCGUGCGUUGUCUUUAAGGGCCGACGCAACGCGCCGCACAGCGAUAGCUACGAGGUGGAUUUUUUCGACCAUGAGAAAGUGCAACGCACAUGGAAGAAUGGGCAUGGGGCACCGCACGUGCGCACACCGCAGAAAAUCAAGAGCGGGACCGCAAGGAAAUGCGAGGCCGUUCCUAAUGGCUUCGAUAAUGUGCAGAGCAUGCGAUUCGCGUCGAAAAACCGCGAAAUGGCGUCGUCAAAAAAGAAGCUGUACAUGUGGGCUGUAAAUGGAUGUUCGUCGCCUCAAGACACGAAGGACACGACCAGCUGCCACAUCACCAUACCGCUGGAGUACGCACCAGAAGCCUAUCGGGAUUUGAUCGAAACGAUGGCAGAAAGGAAGGAGAAGAGGCAAAAAGGAAAGGAGAAGGAUGGAAGCGAAGACACAAUCGACGACGAAGAGAAGAACAGCGACAUAGACCUGUAAUCGAAUGAUGAAAAAAAGAAGACAGAUCGAUUGCGGUCGGCGCAUAAGAGAAAGUUGAGAUUUUUUAAUUGUUGUAUAUUUGAAAGAAACCAGGACAAGCACUAACACGAUUGUGUGUGUGCAGAAACAGAAUCAAGUUCUCGUUGUCCGAUCCCGAAGCAUGCAUGGGUAUGAACAGCCACAACGAAGACAUGAAGAUGAUGAAAAAUGUUGAAAAAAAUGAAGACGUUCACCACGACCACUCGUAGAAGAAAGCACUUAAGCAAAUAGACGAAUAUCCUGACAUAAAUCGAGUUUCUCGUUGGAUGGGACGGCAACGGUUGAGAUGAAAAUCUUCGAAUCACAAGUAUCCAACAGCACUUUUCCGCUCUGUACGAUUCCAUUCAGAACUGCUCUGCCCAUGUCGCGCAAUACUAUUUCUCGUAAAGGAAGCUGACGGCUCGUAAA